GCAUCAAUCCAGUCAAUCUUCUCAAAGUUUGAAGCUUUCGAGCAAGAACCCUCCUUCCUUUCCCAAUCCCCCGAUUUCCCAGUUCUGCAAUUUCUCCAUUGUUUCACUCCAGGCUACCUGAACCUUUCAAUCUUCAACUCUCCUGUUCUGAAAGAAACGAGUUUUGUUGGGUUGAUUGGAUUCGAUGGAUACCAAUAAGUGGACGCCUUCUCAAGUUGGAGAGGCCGCCAUGGAUGCCGGCGAUUGGAGAAGUCAGCUGCAGGCUGAUUCAAGGCAAAGAAUUGUCAACAAGAUAAUGGAUACAUUGAAGAGGCAUCUUCCCUUCUCCGGACAAGAUGGAUUGCAGGAACUCAGCAAAAUUGCUGUAAGGAUUGAGGAAAAGAUUUAUGCUGCAGCCACAAGCCAGUCGGAUUAUCUACGGGAACUUUCUCGGAAGAUGCUCACCAUGGAGACCGAGUCUCAGAAUUCAAUGGGCAAUUCUUUACAAUCUAACUCUGCUGAUUCUCUAGAUUCCUCAUCUCAGACGGGAUAUUCCUCAUCUCAGACUGGAUAUUCCUCAUCUCAGACUGGAUAUGCAAAUGGGGGUGAUUGGCGAGAGGAGGUCUAUCAAAGAAUCAAAGUCAUGAAGGAAAAGUACUUACCUGAACUAAGUGAAAUGUAUCAGAAAAUUGCUACUAAACUUCAGCAGCACGAUUCUCUUCCACAAGAACCAAAGUCAGAGCAGGUUGAGAAGCUAAAAAUGUUCAAAACCAUGUUAGAGCGCCUCAUAUCAAUCUUACAGGUUUCCAAGAGUAACAUUUCACCUGGUUUGAAAGACAAGUUGAGUUUAUAUGAGAAGCAGAUAGUAAAUUUUAUUAAUACAAAUAGACCGAGGAAGCAAGGUCCUCCUCUGCAACAAGGGCAGCUCCCCCCACCUCAUAUGUAAAGUGGAUUGCACCGUUGUUGAAAGGCUGGCGAGCUUCAACAAAACGAAGAAAUCACAACCGCAACCGCAAAAUGAAUGGACCGCAUUUUGAAAGAUUUCUAGCUAUUUGUCAAUAGUUAUUUGUGUGUUUGGAACAGUAGCAAUGUUUGUUUGUAUUUAUUGUAUGACUGGGAAUGAUUUAUCAUCAGUUUUAUAUGGUUGAAAUA
Pyrus x bretschneideri (Chinese white pear) is the source of this 1131-nucleotide messenger RNA. Its product is annotated as mediator of RNA polymerase II transcription subunit 15a. Gene Ontology annotation, molecular function: transcription coactivator activity; chromatin DNA binding. The transcript is spliced from 7 exons. Bases 185 to 925 code for a protein of 246 amino acids. Gene Ontology annotation, biological process: regulation of DNA-templated transcription. The record is from RefSeq and is a predicted model, not a curated record. NCBI's taxonomy places the organism in Eukaryota, Viridiplantae, Streptophyta, Magnoliopsida, Rosales, Rosaceae.